CUCGAUCGUUACUAUCGUGCACUCGCUUGCACAAACUCGCCCCGGUUGUUGUAUGGGAUGUGAAAAUCACACGCGGAUCUGCAUGUAGACAGAUACGACCUCGCCUGGUGCGAAAACGACGAUUUGCAGAGCUCGGCAUGUCUGUAACGUUGACAAUAACACCAAGUGCAACGACGGAUGAAAAUCCGACCGAAACCUUGGGUGAAAAAUGGAUGAACUUCGUAAAGAUGAAAAAGAAAGAGACAAAGUCAGCGCUCGUUCCAGGCUCUACUUCUGUCUCAUGGCGGUCACUCUGCUCUACAGCAGCAUUGUUUAUCUCAUCCCACACGGGAUGAAAGACUGGGGCGAAUGGGGAGUGUAUCAUAUGAAGGUUUUGGCCUGUUUCAUCGCUUUCAACUGCGUGGCGAACUUUCUGUGUUUGAUAUGUUACGACACAAGUAUAAAAAAGAUAAAAGACAGACCCGGAUUGCCGCGACAUUUGUGGGAAAAACCGCCCGACCGCUUUAUUCCGUAUCUCUACAACCACUCACAGAAUAGCAGAGGCGUUGUCAUGCAAAACGGGUCGACUGUGGACCAGAAAUACGAGCGGAAUCACAUGGAUUGUAAGGAUGGCCUUCCGUGGAGCUAUUGUGACAUAUGUGACAUCGACCUUCCACCACGCGCAGUUCACUGUUCCACGUGUAAGAAGUGUAUCUUAAAACGGGAUCACCACUGUUAUCUAACCGGCGUUUGUGUGGGCCAUUACAACCAGCGGUAUUUCGCCAUGUUAGGGUUUUACACCAUGGUGUCCUGUGUUUGGGGUUUCUGUUUGACUCGUGUGUACCUCAUCGCAAAUGCCUGGGAUGUUUUUUCGUGGAUAGAUUUUUUCCCGCCUUAUAGUUUGUACCGCGUCUUAAGUGGGUCGUUAGAAUUUCACAUUUUCAUCAUGAUACAUCAUUUGUGGAUAUUAUUUCUCUUUGGCUUUGCAGGUUUCAUGUACUUCACUUGCCAGAUAAUAUUGAUCGUACUUAACAAAACGCUGUACGAGUUCACCAAGAAAGACCGUUACCGAUCCACAACUUCUGUUGCCAGGAACUUCCGGUCUGUUUUCGGCGAUUUCUGGUUGAUAAAUUUCAUCUUUCCCGCUCAAAUUAUAUUUCGCCAAUCAGAUGACGGUUAUCACUGGGUAGGUCUUAAGAUGAAACAGUCGGAGCACAUUUUGUAACCAGUGACUUGUAUUAGACAAGCGGUAAGUCAUGGACAAUCUUGAAUUACCAUUGGCUUUGCUGUAGUCUUUUAGAAUGAGAACUUACGCCUGGAGAUGCAUGUGUACACAACUGUUAAUCGAAUGUAUAUUGACCUACAUGCCAUGGUUUGUGUCAUUGUACGUGAAUUUAUUUUUGCUGACCCACAUUAACAUGAAACAUGUAAUAUAAGUAAUAAGUAAUGUAUUGGAUAGGAUCAUGGGUCAACACACGACAAAGAGUCGCUUCAGGGUCAAUUCAGGACGUCUUUAAGUCAAAUUCACAUAGACCGAUAUCUUCAACGCGAUAGGUGUAUUUUUGGAACAUGGAAGAAGAAGUGGACAAGAGUUGUGUCCAGUUAAGAUUAAUAAAACUAAAAAAGCUGAAAUAGGGAUAAUAUUAUUUUUUUUUCCAUGUAAAACCAUAAGGACAGAAGUAG
Molecule: messenger RNA, 1662 nt
Organism: Liolophura sinensis
Lineage: Eukaryota; Metazoa; Mollusca; Polyplacophora; Chitonida; Chitonidae
Product: palmitoyltransferase ZDHHC15B-like
Exons: 2
Coding region: 209-1204 (331 amino acids)
Biological process (GO): peptidyl-L-cysteine S-palmitoylation; protein targeting to membrane
Cellular component (GO): endoplasmic reticulum; Golgi apparatus
Molecular function (GO): protein-cysteine S-palmitoyltransferase activity
Source: RefSeq, a predicted model, not a curated record